AUGGAGGCUUCCUUGACCCCAACGCCUUCAGGACCCUUUGAUCUUCCCAGGGAGCUUACCGACCACAUUCUGGCCUGUGUCGACUACGAGAGCCUUCUCUGCUUUCGUCAAACAUGUCGUUUAGCCAGCAUGUUGGCCCCCUUUGCUAUGCUGAAGGGCAUUCGCCAAGCCAUCAAAACCAACCUUCUUGCUGAGGAGAACGCGGAUUACAUUCAGCGGGAACGCAAGUACAGCCAUAUGGCACGUUGGGCGCGUGCCUUUCCGAACGAGUAUCGAACAUGGAAUUCUAGCGACACCAUCAGCAAUAUCCACGCCAACUUCAUCACCAAAGCUACACGACUGAACUGCUAUGCUUGCCUUCAGAAUCUACCUCGAGAGUGUUUCACGGACUCGCAGAUUAUGGGAAGCCGAAGUCUGGGUCACAGGGAUGCUAAGAGACGCUUUUGCAAAGUCUGUGGCGUCAAAAAGGGCAUCUGGGAGAAAGGUACAAGCGUCAAGGGGUCGAAGCAUACAUGGAUUGUCUGUAGAGGAUGCGCCGCUAUCGUCAAGGCGGACGCCAGAUACAAGCGAAGAGGCGUUUGCUCCGCGGAAUGCUCCGCGCGGGUAGAGCAUUUGGAAAACAAUGCAGAAAUUGAACCGUCAACCACGCAGGAUUGUGCUCUCACGACUUCACCACCUCCAAGUGUCUGCGCAGACUUACAGGAAAGUGGAACCUCCAGCAGGCGGGCUACCCGAUGCCAACGUUGCUGGUCGAUCAAUCAUACUCAUGAAGCUGCUGACGGUGCCUUGGGACUACGCCUUUGCACCGGCUGCGAAGGUCUUAUCCACUGUCAGCGCUCAGAAGUCGAGGUCAACCCGUGGGGUUGCGGAACUACUGCCUGA
Molecule: messenger RNA, 882 nt
Organism: Exophiala viscosa
Lineage: Eukaryota; Fungi; Ascomycota; Eurotiomycetes; Chaetothyriales; Herpotrichiellaceae
Exons: 1
Coding region: 1-882 (293 amino acids)
Molecular function (GO): protein binding
Source: RefSeq, a predicted model, not a curated record